UUUCCCCCCACACUGUAUAACUCGCAAGUACCAUAUGCCCUUGGUCACCGUGCCCCCUCGUGCCCCACGCUCCCGCCGGCUUCAUUCAUUAGCCUCUGCUCACAACGUGCUCUGAGGUUGUCAUGCCCGCUGACUCAUAGUUGAUCAUCUGGGACCCAAUACGUGUCCUAAUCAAUCCAGCUGAGAUCAAUUUCCGAACUAUCGACUUGAUUCCGAUACAUUUGCACAGAUCAAUGUUGGGUUUCAAAAGUGUUGGAAAACCACAAUGUUGCCAUGUUCCUGUCGGGUCCGGGUCUCCUGGAUUAGCCCGGAUGCCCUGAUACGGACGAUUCUCGCUUAACAGCACUGCGUUCUCUCAUAUGGGAAGAGAAGCUAGCCGAAUGUCAUAAGAAUAUUAUUGGCACAUGAAGAAAGCGAUUAAUAUCCAUUCCUCCUUGCACCUUAACAUUUCUAUCAGCCUCCACCUUUUUUCUCUCAUUCCCUAUCCCUCUUUACAAUCUGCACUAUCAGUUCCGUGGCGCACUUUCAUGUCAUCGUCAAAACGGAGAGCGUCGCUCGGCAUUGACUUCAUAAUAGUUGGAGCUGGUAUUGCUGGCCUGGCUAGCGCGUUUAGAUUAUGCCAGGCAGGGCAUCGUGUCCGUGUUAUAGACAAAGCUUCAGGGCCAAAUCGGCGCGCUGGUGGUACACAUCUCCCACCCAAUGCUACCAAAGUUUUGGUGGAUUGGGGAUUUAAGGACGAGCUACUGAAACACGGACUAAGAACACGUGCUAGCACAUUCAUUUCAAUCGACACUGGAAAAGUCAUAGGAUGCCUCGAAUGGAAGGAAGACGUUCUUCAGGAGACAGGAGCGGACUAUUUGGUUAUACGUUAUCGUGACCUCUACGAUAUGCUGUAUCGUGCAGCUGUCAAUGCGGGUGCCCGUAUUACAUACGGUGCAACAGUCACCAAAGUGCACGCGAACCCGCCCCGCGUCGAACUUCAGGAUGGUACCGUCCUCAAAGCAGAUAUGGUCAUUGGGGCCGAUGGUCCACGUAGUACAGUCCGCGAGGCGGUUGUAGGGUGGCCAUGCGAGGAGGUGCCAGAAGGGCACAGUGCUUACGUUGCCAUUAUACCUCGGGAUGUCCUUCAAAAUGACCCUGAGCUCAGCGACCUGACGCGAUUUCAUGAAGAUAGACCCGACUACCCGAUAUGGACUGGAGACUCUAGACAUGUCAUAGCCUUCACGGUGGCAGGAGGGACUGAAUUCGCGAUCCAUGCGUUCUUGCCUGACAGCGAAGUUGACGGCAUUGGCGACCAAGAUGGUUGGGACGUGAUCGUCCCUCGGGAACGGCUCCCUUUUCAUUUUGAACCGAAAUUGCAACGCUUGCUGGAUAUACCUGCUACGUAUCAAAGGGUGCGACUUUUCCAAAGAGAAUGUGCCGAAGAAUGGACGGACGAAUCGGGAAGGCUGCUCCUGAUGGGAGAAGCCGCACAUCCGUUAUAUCCUUGCGUUCUACAAAGUUGCAGUAUGCAAAUAGAGGACGCUGAAGUGCUCGGCACCCUCUUCUCUCGGUUACGAGCCUGGGAUCAAUUACCUCACUUGACUGAAGCGUUCCAGGAGUUGCGCGAACCUCGUACGCGCGCCAUAUUUGCAAAGGAGACAAAGGCUUUUGAUACAGUAUGGGUGGCCCCUGGGCCACAACGUGAUGCGCGAGAUCAGGCCCUUCAUGGCAUGCUGGUCGAAGGGCACAAGGGCUGGGACGAGACCAAGAUGCGCUGGCAGUGGGAUGAGAUUUGCGAGGUCUUCGGCUACAAUGCGCGGGACGCAGCUGAAGACUGGUGGGUCAUGUGGGGUAUGUUGAGGGAGAGAAGUAUAACAAGGGAAGAACAUUGUCCUUCCAGUUAUACUGUGCCUUUCUGUAUGGGGGCAACCGUCACACAUUACGCAGAGCCAGUCGUCUUGCGAAACUGACCUGCGGUCACGGUUUCUAGUUGCCAGUUAUAGACAUUCUGUGACAUGCAUAUGUAGAAGAAAUGGAGGAAGAAUUAUACCCAAUCGCCGCUAUGUACUACCGUAUGAUACGUAUACCCCACUCAAGCAAAACAUCCUCUGCAUGUCA
Molecule: messenger RNA, 2100 nt
Organism: Suillus subalutaceus
Lineage: Eukaryota; Fungi; Basidiomycota; Agaricomycetes; Boletales; Suillaceae
Exons: 11
Coding region: 405-1952 (515 amino acids)
Biological process (GO): secondary metabolite biosynthetic process
Molecular function (GO): FAD binding; monooxygenase activity
Source: RefSeq, a predicted model, not a curated record